GUUUGCUAGCGCUGCCCUCAAGCCUUCGGUUUGAGCUGUGACAAUGUUAGCGGUGAAGGCACCACAGGAUACAGUUGCUAUGGUGAUUGUUAGGAUGAACACGGUGAAAAAGAAGAUUAAAAGAGGAAGAUGAUAAUGGAGCCACGGAAUAAAAAGGAGGCGAGUGAAUAACUGAUGGAGAAUAAGCAGUGAAAAGGUCGUCAGUCCACAGCUCAGGGGGUGUUCACCUCCCAUACUGAAUUUAGAUUUGGGUCAUAAUAUCUUACAGGAAUCUGGAACAGAGAGGAACUUAAGUCGGGCUCAAAAGUAAAUAAAAACAGUUAUUUCUAAUAAUGACUGUGUAAUUCACAGAGAUAAAAUCCUAUGCCUUUGUUCUCUUGUGGAGGUCUGUGUGUGUUUUGUUUUUUAGUAAGAGAUGUUUUUAAGAUGAGUGCGGCGAGGGUAUGUAUUUUAGUGAAGAAAGCAUUCUUUCAUGGCUUGGCACCCAAUUACUCUGUGAAGUGUAAUGAGGUGUUUCCUUUUAGUGUAAAGUACAGAUAGUCUUUGUUUAUUUCAGGGCUAUGUGAAGGUAAGGCCAAGCCACAAGGCAGGACAGCAUUUGGCUUCAAGAAAUGUGAACCACCGUGUAACUUGCGCAUUGCAGAUGGAAACUAUUCUUUUAUCUUUAUAAACAACUUUGAAUAACUGAGGCUCUGCACAGGGUUUGCAAAGGGACAUAUCAGUGAUGUUUUUUUGGGAUAUUUUGGCGCAGAACAAGGCUCACAAACCUUAUAACCUUUUGACAUCGGAUAGCUGGAAAAGACGACUCCUGCUUGUCAAUCCUGCACCUCUCCUCAGAACCUUAGACUUUUAGUUUAGUCUCUUGUUUCCCUUCCUGUUUUUACUUCAUUUUCAGCCAUUCUUUCUGUUUCAGCUGGAGGUUAGCAUGGACUGUCAUCUGGCAAUAAUUAUACAAUCCCUUACCCCCCCGCACUGUUCCCCCCUUUCUCCCACCACCAGAGCUGGUCCCUCUCUCCUUCUCUCCGCCUCUCUCUGUCUCUGUCUCACCUCCACAAGCCGGGGCUCCUUCAGAGCGACUCAGGAUAGCAGGAUGGAUCGAAGGACUUUUGUAUGUUUGUUGGCAGCCGGCUUGAGCCUGUUCCUACCGCGGACAGGGGCACAGGGAGAGAGUCAACCCAGACAGACGAGCAACAACAGCAGGCCUGCAUUCCACUGUGGGGGCAAUCUCGUUGCAGACUCGGGGUUCGUUGGCAGUGAGGGAUUCCCCAACUACUACAAGCCUGACAAAAAGUGCACCUGGUACAUCACGGUCCCUGAAAGCAACGUGGUCGUGCUCUCGUUCCGAAUCUUCGACCUUGAGGCCGACCCACUCUGCAGAUAUGACUACCUGGAUGUUUACAAUGGACAUUCCUACACAGCACAGAAAUUGGGACGGUUUUGUGGAACGUUUCGGCCUGGCGCUGUCAUGUCAACUAGUAAUACCAUGAUGCUGGAGAUGGUUUCAGACUCUGGAUCGGGUGGCCGCGGCUUUUUGGCCUCCUUCAGCGGGGGCAAGCCACACGUGGAUGAGCACCAGUUCUGUGGAGGCAAGAUCCAAAAAGCUCAGGGUUCCCUGAAGACACCCAACUGGCCAGAAAAGAAUUACCCUGCAGGCAUCACCUGUUCCUGGCACAUCAUCGUGGAACCUGACAUGGUCAUUGAGGUGAAAUUUGACAAGUUUGACCUGGAGCCAGAUAGCUACUGUCGUUUUGACUAUGUAGUGUUCUUCAAUGGAGGUCAGAACGACAACUCCCGGCGCAUUGGGAAGUACUGCGGGGAUUCUGUGCCUAAAUCCAUAGUGACAGAUGGGAAUCAGCUGCUGGUCCAGUUUGUGUCUGAUCUGAGUGUGACAUCCGACGGCUUCAUGGCCAGCUAUUCCAGCAUCCCCCGGGGGUCCAAGACCCCGACUAGAGAGGGUGAUACGUGGCCUGGAAGUGGAGCAGAGUCUAUUCCCCCGAAACCAAAACCAGGGCCCAGGGUUGAAUCCGUGCCCCUGAAACCUGACACCAAACCGAAACAGCCCCCGCGACCCCCCAUUACUGUCACAACAACCACACCCACAACCACGACCACACCUGCACCCGGUGUUCCUUCCUUGCCAGAAAUGGAAAAGCCCUUUGUAAAGCCUAAGACACCACAGUUCAUGCCCAAACCCAAUCAAAACCGAACUACUGUGAAGAAACCCAUUGGUCCCAUUAACCCUGUAUGUGCUCCGCCAUGUAAGAGGGCUGGGACCAUGCAGAGCAACUUCUGUGACAGCGAGUUUGUGGUGAUUGGUACAGUGACAGCCAUGGCUCCAGUCCCUAGGGGCAGGUGGACUCUGACCGUCUCCCUCAUUAAAGCUUUCAAAGCUGGACGGCUGAUGAUUGCUCAGGCUGGCCAAACCAUGUCUAUCAAGAUAACCUCCACUUGCAAGAACUGUCCCAUUCUGCGGCGAGGUAUGAGCUACGUCCUGAUGGGUCAAGUGGAUGAGGAGGGGCGGGGCAUUGUGGUGCCCAGCAGCUUCACUGUGCCUUACAGGACCGCACAACAGAAGAUACUGGCCAAUCUCCUCAGACGGCCUUGCUGAGUUUUCAAAUGAAUACACCAAUCGGAGGCCACGCCUCCAUCCAGGAGUACCACAGCCCUACAGACACAAAUAUGAAGUGACAUAAUAACAAACCACCGCUUACUUUUCUUGAAACAGAAACUUCUGCAAGUUGCUGUAACGAAAUCAACCAUUCUGAUUUCAGUUCCAAUCACAAUUUGCCGUUACACCCCCUCCCAUCUAAAAAACAAAACUAAACUGGAUGUGGUCUGUUUUCUUAAAUUGUUUGUACUUGUUGAUGAGCAGGCACUAACAAGCCAAACACUAUACAUGAAUACUCAUGUCGGUUAUAUUAUGUCACAUUUUACAAACUUAUACAAUAGAUGUCCCUCUAAUAUGUUUGUAAUUUAUAAUGUCUCAAUUAAAGGAUUUAUAACACGUUACGUUAA
Paramormyrops kingsleyae is the source of this 3015-nucleotide messenger RNA. RefSeq names its product procollagen C-endopeptidase enhancer a (gene pcolcea). Gene Ontology annotation, biological process: proteolysis. Gene Ontology annotation, molecular function: peptidase activator activity; protein binding; collagen binding. Lineage: Eukaryota; Metazoa; Chordata; Actinopteri; Osteoglossiformes; Mormyridae. The record is from RefSeq and is a predicted model, not a curated record.